This is a messenger RNA of Salvia splendens (bonfire salvia), 2331 nucleotides long. Its product is annotated as heat shock cognate 70 kDa protein-like. NCBI's taxonomy places the organism in Eukaryota, Viridiplantae, Streptophyta, Magnoliopsida, Lamiales, Lamiaceae. The transcript has 3 exons. Gene Ontology annotation, molecular function: ATP binding; ATP-dependent protein folding chaperone. The record is from RefSeq and is a predicted model, not a curated record. Bases 239 to 2077 code for a protein of 612 amino acids.
GGGAGAUUUGGGAAGAAUGAGAGACGAUGCUACUACUUGGUGGGAAGACGGAGAGACGAUGCUACUACUUGGUGGGAAGACGGAGAGACGAUGCUACUACUUCGAUGGAAGUUAGAGAGACUACUAUGUUUCUCCACCUUACUUUAUUGCUUUAUAUAUUUUGAUUUGAUGAUCCGCCACUGAGCAUAUCAGAGGGCUUCUUUUGACGUUGUAGAGCUGUUCAUUGUUAGCAUCAUUAAUGGCGAGAAAGGGGGAUGGACGGGCAAUUGGGAUCGAUUUGGGGACGACGUAUUCGUGUGUGGCGGCGUGGCGGCAUGACCGCAUUGAGAUUAUACCAAACGAUCAGGGCAACCGCACCACGCCGUCUCAUGUCGCUUUCACUGCCGCCGAACGUCUCAUCGGCGACGCCGCUAAGAAUCAAGUCGCCGAAAAUCCCAUCAAUACUGUUUUCGAUGCAAAGAGGUUGAUCGGUCGCAAAUUCAGUGACUCAACGGUGCAGAAAGACAUGAUAUUUUGGCCAUUCAAGGUUAUUCCUGGUGCUGAUGGUAAGCCUAUAAUUGUAGUAACCUACAAAGGGGAAGAGAGAGAGUUUUCGGCUGAGGAGAUCUCCUCAAUGGUGCUCACUAAGAUGAAGGAUAUUGCCGAGGCAUAUCUUGGAUCUACUGUCACGGAUGCUGUGGUAACUGUCCCUGCAUACUUCAAUGACUCUCAGCGUCAGGCCACCAAGGAUGCUGGAACCAUUGCUGGACUGAAGGUUAUGAGGAUCAUCAAUGAGCCAACUGCUGCCGCCAUUGCAUACGGACUGGAUAAAGGGGGUGAUGUGGCAAAGGAUGUGCUGAUUUUCGACCUUGGCGGUGGGACGUUCGAUGUGUCUGUGGCCACAAUUGAGGAUGGUCUCGUUGAAGUGAAGGCUACUGCUGGAGAUACUCAUCUUGGAGGCCAUGACAUGGACAAUAGGAUGGUGAAUCACUUCUUGAAGGAGUUUAAAAGCAAGACUGGUAAGGAUAUUAGUGGGAACUCAAGAGCUGUUAGGAGAUUGAAGAGUGCUUGUGAAAGAGCCAAGAGGAUCCUUUCCUCUAAUUUGGAAGCCCAAAUUCAAAUUGAGUCGUUGUUUGAGGGAAUAGAUCUGUUUACUACUGUUACUCGUGCUAAAUUCGUGUACCUUAACAUGGACUUAUUUAAGAAGUGUAUGGAACUGGUUGAAAGUUGCCUUAGUGAUGCAAAUGUAGAGAAGAGCAGCGUGGAUGAGGUGGUGCUAGUGGGCGGGUCGAGUAGGAUUCCUAAGGUCCAGCAGAUGUUGAAGGAGUUGUUUGGUGGGAAGGAGGCGUACAAAACAAUUAAUCCAGACGAGGCUGUGGCAUAUGGUGCUGCAGUGCUGUCCACCAAGUUGAGCGGUGAAGGCAAUGGCAAGGUGCAAAAGCUCAUUCUGUUGGAUGUUACUCCGUUGUCUCUUGGUAUAGAAACUAAUGAAGAUCUUAUGUCAGUAUAUGUUCCAAGAAAUUCACCAAUCCCAACAAGGAAGGAGAAAAUUCACUACACGAUGUAUGACAAUCAGACCGAUGUGAAGUUUCCAGUCUACGAGGGUGAAAGGAGCAAGUCAAAAGAAAACAAUCUGCUAGGUGAAUUCACACUCCAUGACAUUCCACCAGCUCCCAGAGGUGUUUCUAAAUUCAAAGUGUGCAUGGACAUUGAUGCGAAUGGGAUCAUGAAUGUGUCUGCGGAGCACAUAACGACUGGAAUGAAGAAGAGCAUCACCAUCACCAAUGACAAGGGUAGGCUGUCUAAGGAAGAUAUAGAGAGAAUGAUUGGGGAUGCGGAGAAGUACAAGUUGGAGGAUGGGGAGUUUAGGAAGAAGGUUGAGGCUAGGUGUGCUUUGGAGGACUACACCUACGACAUGAGGGACACCAUCAGAAGUGCAGCAAAGGUCACAGCAGCAGACAAGAUGAAGAUGGAGGAUGCUUUCGAGUCUUUCACACAAUGGUUAAAGUCCAACCAACAUGCUGAGAUUUAUGUUUUUAAAGACAAGAUGAAAGAGCUCCAGACUAUUUUCAAUCCCAUCAUCGCCAAGAUGAUGUAAGAAUGAAAAAUGAUGAUUAGUAAGAUAUCGUGUGUCUUUACUUUUAUCUAUAACUAAGACUUUUUAUCAUAUUUUGUGUGAUGAUUCCUAAGGUACUAUUACUAGUUUAUAUUCCUCUUUUUUUAUAUAUUUUAGUUAUAUCUCUCUUUGUUAGUUUCUUCUUCUUUGCUCUUUUUAUUGAUUAUGCUUUAGCAAUAUAAGUUAAGCGAAAUCAAGUGUUUUUUAGAUUUCUAAUAGUGAUUCACUUAAAUUUA